Messenger RNA from Cannabis sativa, 624 nucleotides. RefSeq lists its product as uncharacterized. Bases 1 to 624 code for a protein of 207 amino acids. Lineage: Eukaryota; Viridiplantae; Streptophyta; Magnoliopsida; Rosales; Cannabaceae. The transcript has 3 exons. The record is from RefSeq and is a predicted model, not a curated record.
AUGAGGAAACGAAUCUUUAGUUGGGAAACUAAAUUUUUGUCAAAAUAUGGUAAAGAAGUGUUGUUAAAGUCAGUUGCUCAAGCUUUACCAAGUUAUGCUAUGAGUGUGUUCCUUUUGACUAAGGAAAUCUGUGCAAGUCUCGAAGGAAUGCUGACAAAGUUUUGGUGGAAGGCCCAAUCCAAGUCUACAAGUAAGGGUGUUAGUUGGUUUAGUUGGAGGCGCCUUUGUCAACAUAAGCAUGUUGGUGGGUUAGGAUUUCGUGAUGUUCGUGAUUAUAAUCUUUCGUUUUUAGGAAAACAAGGACUUGAACUACUAGAUGACAUGUUUGUGGAGAGGGACAAAAACUUGAUUUUGAGCAUUCAGUUAAGUAGUUCAACAAAUAAUGAUUCUUGGUAUUGGAACAUGGAGUAUGCAGACUUAUAUACUGUCAAGAGCGGAUACAAGUAUCUUCAAUCUACUACUGGUAAUUGGUUGCAUUUGCAAGAAGAUAGUUGCUGGAAAAAGUUGUGGAAGCUUGAAGUCCCACCAAAGUAUGAGACAAUUUCCCAUAAGCUUCUUGGUUGUGAAUUCGCACGGUCUUGCUGUUAUUUAUCAGCUGUUGCACUAAAUUCUGGUUUAAACUAG